Molecule: messenger RNA, 1491 nt
Organism: Neohortaea acidophila
Lineage: Eukaryota; Fungi; Ascomycota; Dothideomycetes; Mycosphaerellales; Teratosphaeriaceae
Product: major facilitator superfamily domain-containing protein
Exons: 2
Coding region: 1-1491 (496 amino acids)
Biological process (GO): transmembrane transport
Molecular function (GO): transmembrane transporter activity
Source: RefSeq, a predicted model, not a curated record
AUGGCCGUCUCAGCGUGGAGGCGACUCCUCAACACCACGCAAAUCCGCAAUGACUACUCGCACAAACCCGCCGGACUCCGAUGGCGAAGCAACACCAUCUUCAUCCUCGCCACCGUCGGCGUCGGCAUCUUCACCGACCUUUUCCUCUACUCCCUCGUCGUCCCCGUGCUGCCUUUUCUCCUCGAAGAUCGCGUGGGCAUCCCUCCGGAUCAAGUACAGCGAUACACGUCCGCCCUCCUCGCCACCCUGGCCGCGUCGAGUGUGGCUUUCUCUCCUAUUGCUGGUGUUGUAGCGGACUCGGUUUCCACUCGUCAGGCUCCAUUUCUUAUUGGCCUAUCUGCUUUGAUUGGCGCCACGGUUUUACUAUUCACAAGCACCACUCUGCCCCUUCUCAUUCUUGCGAGAAUUUUGCAAGGAGCUAGCAGUGCGCUCGUCUGGACCGUUGGCAUGGCCUUGUGUAUCGAGACUGUCGGUCCGGACAAUCUCGGCAAGACUAUCGGAACACUCUUCUCUUUCAUCUCUGUCGGCUCGCUAUGGGCACCCGCUGUCGGCGGCAUUCUCUACGAAAAGACCGGCGUCAAUGGCGUGCUCGGCAUCGCACUCGCGGUCCUCGGCGUCGACUUCUUCAUGCGAUUACUCGUGAUCGAGAAGAAGGUAGCAAAGCGAUACGAAGCAGAAGCCGAAAGCGACAACGAACCCAGCACACCCCCAACCGAAACCACCCCCGACAACCAAACCCCAGAAGACCCCUCAACCAACGAACGCCAACCCCUCCUCAAACCCCAAGAAGAAGACCUCACCACCUACAUCCUCCCCAAGCAAACCCACUGGCUCCUCCGCACCGUCAAAAUCCUCCCCUGCAUGCGCAACCCCAGCCUCCUCGUCGCCCUGCUGCUCGCCCUCAUCCAAGCAAUCACCAUCGGCUCCAUCGACGCCACAGUCGCCACGCGCUCCCACGAGCUCUUCGGCUUCUCCUCGCUGCGCGCAGGCGUCAUGUUCCUCCCCAUCGGAAUCAUGGACCUCAUCAUCGGCCCCAUAGCCGGCUGGGCGACCGAUCGCUACGGGACGAAAAUCGUCGCUACGUUGAGUUUUGCGCUGCUCGCGCCUAUUUUUGCGAUGCUGCGCUUUCCGCAUGCGGGUGGGGUGGAGCAGAUUGUUUUCUACGCUGGGCUGCUGGGGUGUGUGGGCGCCGCGCUGGCGGGCGUGGGGUCGAGCAGUGUUGUUGAGCCGGGCAUUGUGAUUGACAAGUACUACAAGGCGAAUCGCGAGUUUUUCGGGGAGAAUGGGCCGUAUGCGCAGCUGUAUGGGAUGAACAGCGCCAUGUUCAAUAUUGGCUUGACCGUUGGGCCGGAGCUGGCGGGCGAGUUGAAGGAGGCGAUUGGGUAUGGGAAUAUGAAUCUUGUGAUGGCGGGGCUUUGUGCUGGCACUGCGGUGCUGAGUUUUGUGUAUAUUGGCGGGCCACCGAAAGUGUCAAGUAGAAGAAAGACAUAG